GUGGGGAAAAGACAUGUUUUGCGGAGGAAAAGUAAAGUGUGAGUCUGGACCGCACAGUCGUCGCCGACAGCCAGAGGAUGUUGUCCGGAGUUGUUCGAGCCUCCUCAUCCGCAAAAAAUAGGACCAUAAAUCUUUCUCUGGCGGAGUGAAACGUUUUGUUUGGCCUACAAUACCGAAAGGACAGAGGGACAGGAAAAGGAGCCAGAGAAAGAAAAAAUAUUACAAGGAGUGCCUUAGAAGUGAAAAAAGAGGAGCACCACACAACCUGCAGCACUUUGUGAAUAGAGAAGAAGGGAUGAGACCAUUAAAGAAACACAGGGGGCGUUCUCCCCCAUUGACCAGGGGCAGAGGGGCACGGAGGAAAGGGACGUCUCAGCCCCCCCCAGAGAAAGAUAGUAGGAGAGACAGAGUCAGGAGGGAGACACUUGUCAAAAUGCCACAGCAAACCCCCCCAAAUCCCAAUGCUCCCUCCACUCGCCGUCACACCCCACCCACCGCAGCAAGCUCCCAUAAAGAGCCUAUCACAAAUAGCAAUACCCAUACAAGGGAGCAGUCUAAUGAGCUAAGGAAACCUGUGGUGUCAGUAGAGAAGGACAGAAAGCAGAGUGAAGGAAAGACUGAAGAGAGGAAGACAGUGGGGACAAAUGGAAAUAGCACCCCAUCCAGUGAUACCAUAGCUUCUUCUACCUCUACUACAACGCCACUCUCCACAGGCGCUCCCACCCCUGCCACCAACCACAGCCCCAGCCCUGGCUCUGGCUCUGUCUCCAGCAGGAAGACAGCCACCUUCAAGGCUCGUGUCCCGAAGAAGAAAUAUACUUAUGAGCACUUUGCUAGCAGUGCAAACACCCUAACUACCACCCCUACCUCCAGCCCUUCUCUCACAAAUAACAGUUACUACAAUAGCAGUCAAAACAGUGAUAGCAUGAAUAUGACUAAUAGCAAUCUCAGCAGUAGUAACAGCAUUAGUAAUAGCAUUAGUAAGAGCAUUAGUAGUAGCGUCAACAGUAGUGCUGGCACUAACAGUACAAGCAGUAUUAAUAACACUGCUAACAGUACUAACAGUAGUACUAGCGGUUAUAGUAUUAGCAAUAGCAGUAAUAGUAUAAGUAAUAAUAGCUCAGGUAAUCAGCCAUUAACACUAAUUGUGGAUAGUAAAGCUAUAGAGGUGAAUCGUUUUAGCAAUGUCUCCGUUGAGGGCGGGGCUCUUAGGACAGCAGCUCCCCAGGACAGAGAGUCCCAAGCUGGGGAAAAUGAAGCAGAUGGAGCCCCUAACUCAGUACGCUCCUCGUCCACUGAUACAGCCAGUGAGCACUCGGCAGACUUGGAGGCAGUGGAGGCAUCAGGACCAAGCCAGCAUCAAAAGAACUCCCAUAGCCCGGGUCCUGUCCAGAACUCACACCCCAGAGAGGUCAGUCUAUCAGAGGGGCUAGCAGAAGCUUUAGCCAAGGGCCUGAAGAACCAAAGAGUUUUGGCUCGCCAGUUGUGGAGAGUGAAGAGUGGGGUUCAGGCUACAGGGGAGGGAGUGGGCAAGGAGAGAGACUUGGGGUCCUUGUCCCCGUUGUUCAGACCAGGGGUGGUGCGCAGGGUGAGUGGAGGUAUUGUGGAAGUCCAACUCCAAGGAGAGGAGGGCGUCACUCAGUACCCCUUCCAUGGUGCAGCUAUAAUGACAUCGUCAGCAGGGGUAGAGAGCGCUGUAGACUUCAUUUUGGAUGCCCCCCCACCUGGCACUGCUCCUGUGGCUGUAGGAACCCGAGUGUGUGUGCCUUUUGGAGGAGAUGAGGGUGGUCCCGCCGUGUACAGAGAGGGGGUAGUCUCUCAGGUGGACCCCCACCCUGCUGUCUCGUUCCCUUACCGGGUGCUUCUGAAUGAGGACAGAGAGAAUGUGGAAGAUGGGGGAGGGAUGGGGGAGGAGGAGAGGAGGAAAGCUAAGGCCCAGGCUGUGUGGGUUUCCCGACCAAGCCUGAGACUGCUCACCCCUCCCUGGGAGGUCCCACAUUUAGAUGGAAGCGGGACCAGGGAAAGAGAGCGGGAGAGGGAAAGGGAAGAGAGAGAGCGGAGGGAGGAGAUGGAGGUGGAAAGGGAGGUGUGUCAGUUAAGUAUUGGGAUGGGGGUGCUGGGAGGGGGAGCCAGGUUGGGCCAUGGCUUUUCCCACCAAGGGGUCGUUGCUGGGCAUCCCUAUGGAAACGUGCAUGCACCUUCCCACUCCUCCACUGCGACUUCUGGUGUUAUGGCCAGUGCAGUCCAUGGCUGCGGUGAUAACUGUCCAGACAGAGAGAGGGAAAGAGAGAGACAGAAACAGCCCAACACUCCAGAGGAAGACAUGGAAGUGUCUCGGUUUAAUAUGGGCCUCUCUGGUGGUCCCAAGUCUGAUUCCGGGGCCCUCCAGCACAGACACAUCCUCUCCAAGUCCACUGGCUACCCUCCUUCCUCCCCUCAUCUCUCUGUGGUGCGGGCCCUGGGACCUCCACACCUCUCUACACUAACUAGCCCCCAGCCAUCCCCCUCUCCUGCCUUACUGGGGCCUGAGAUGAACAUUACCACCCCAAACCUACCUCCAUCCAAGACCACUCCCACCCAGACCCCUACUCCCACUUCAGGAGGGGGGUCCUCCUCUACCUCCUCUUCUCGCUCCCGGACCCCCCUGUCUCUGGCUCAGCAGAAGUACAAGAAGGGAGACGUGGUUUGCACCCCGAAUGGGAUUCGUAAGAAAUUUAACGGUAAGCAGUGGAGAAGGCUGUGCUCCAGGGAGGGCUGCAUGAAGGAGUCUCAGCGUCGAGGAUACUGCUCCAGACACCUGUCCAUGCGGACCAAAGAGAUGGAAGCAGCGGGGGGAGAGAGGGGAGGAGGAGGGAGUAGCUCAGGGACAGUCACUCCCUCUGACCUGCGGGGGAGAGCGAGUAGUGAGUUUGACUGGGACGACACAUCGAGAGAGAGCAGUGAGGCCAGCAGCAGAGGAGACUCCAGACCCCGCCUGGUCCUCCCCUCUCUGCUCCCCCACGAGCUGUCAUCACGCUUUGACUUUGAUGAGUGUGAGGCCGCCACUAUGCUGGUGUCGUUAGGGAGUUCUCGUUCUGGCACCCCCUCAUUUUCUCCCAUCUCCAACCAGUCGCCCUUCUCCCCUGCCCCCUCUCCCUCACCCUCCCCACUGUUUGGCUUCCGGCCAGCAAACUUCUCCCCCAUCACUGCCUCCCCGGUCCUCUCACACCGGAGGCAUAGGCAACCCAGUGGGACUGGAGGUGGGGGAGGGGGAGGGGGCAGCAAGACAACAACUCCAGGUGCGGGAGGAGAGAGGGAGAGGCACACUUCAAGCAUCCAGCCCUCCUUCCACACCAACCUGACGUUUACAGUCCCCAUGAGCCCCAGCAAACGAAAGUCAGACGUGCCUCCUCCCCCGCCCCCUCCCUCACACCACCACGAUUAUACACCCAAAACAGAGCUGGAGCAGGCGGACCUCAACAACUCUUUCAGGGUGCUAUCCCCCCAGACGCCGACCUCACUUACCCUAACCCGCACGCACACUCCCACCUUCUCCCGUCCCAGAGGAAUGACCACCCCUUCCUCCAGCAGGCCCCCCUCCUCCACUGCCACCUCCCCCCCUCCUCUGCUGGUGUCUCCAACUCCCCCCUCUCCUCUCACUCCCGAUGGAGGGCCUCGCCGUGUGGUCCCUGUAACCCAGCAGGCCUUGCGGGACUCCCCUGUCAUUGUGAGGAACCCUGAAGUCCCACUGGCAAAGUUUACUGAGUGUCCCCUGGGGAGAGGAGGGGGAGAUGGAAACGGGGGUGGGACAAAUAACUCCGGUUCUAAAGACCCCAGCCUCGCCCCCCUCACACCUCAGCCAAUUUCUGGCCUUCAGGUUCCCGUCCCCAUUAACGCUGCUGCAGCCACAGUAACCAACGGCACCGUCCUCCUGCGGAGCCCAGCCCCAACUCUGGUGCUGGUGUCCCCUACGCCACCCUCCCUGCCCGCUGCUGGCACCCCUGCCAACCCCCUACAGACGCUGUCAGUAACGGUUAGCACAACAAUCACAGCUCCCACCCCCAACAGCACGGCAAGCCCCAGGGAGCGAGAGGGGGACAGGGGGACAGGAUUUGGGGGUGAGGUCCAGCAGCCAGUUCCCUGUCACCCUUCUCCUACUGCGCUGCUACCCCUCAUCCUGCCAGCUGAAAGCUUACACCCGACACCACGCAAGGAUAUCAUCAUGGGACGCCCUGGUACAGUGUGGACCAAUGUGGAGCCCCGGUCAGUUCCAGUGUUCCCCUGGCAUUCGUUGGUCCCUUUCCUGGCACCCACCCAAUCAGAUGCUUCGUCUCAGCCAGGAGAGGGCCACCAACCAAUCAACCACCCCCAAGCAGCCAGCCUGAAGUCAGAGUGUCAGGGGGUGGCAGCGCUGCCACAGGAGCCUGCGGAGGCACCUCCCACUGUGGAGAGGGGACCUCCAUCCCGGCCUCCCCCCUCCUCUGAUGAGCCACCCCCUGAGAAGGAAAAAGGAGAUGGAGAGAGAGAGAGGCCUGACAGUGAGACAGAGAGUGAUGUGGAUGACCCGUUCCUCCCAGGAGUGUUACCUGACCAGCCCCUCUCUACAUCACCAGUGAAGAGACGCACUCAAUCCCUCAGUGCGCUGCCCAAAGACGGAGACAAGAACAGCCCUGGGAAGAGGGAGAAGGACCAUAUUCGCCGGCCAAUGAAUGCAUUUAUGAUCUUCAGUAAGCGCCACCGGGCAUUGGUGCACCAGCGGCACCCAAACCAGGAUAACCGGACAGUCAGCAAGAUCCUGGGGGAAUGGUGGUAUGCCCUGGGACCUAAGGAGAAACAAAAGUACCAUGACCUGGCCUUCCAGGUGAAGGAGGCCCACUUCAAGGCCCAUCCAGACUGGAAGUGGUGCAACAAAGACAGGAAAAAGUCCAGCUCUGAAGGCCGCGGGGUCCCGGGAGGCAAAGAUAUCCGAGAGAGAAGCAUGUCUGAGACCACUGAGCCCCAUUCUGUAGAGCUGAAGGGGGUUGGUCCAGGUCUGGUGGGAGUGUCUGAGCGGAGUACAGGGGAGGGUCAUGUGGGCCAGCUUACCCGUCCCCGAGCCUUCUCUCAAAGUGCCAUGCACAGCCUCGAGCGGACUGAGAGGGGCAACACACAGGCCCUGGCAGAAUUGGCACAGAUGUGUGGGGAUGGAGGUGCUCAGUUUUCCGGUCGUGGCCCGCCUUUGUCACAGUCCCAGCGUGGGGUCAGCGAGGACAUGACCAGCGAUGAGGAGCGCAUGGUCAUCUGUGAGGAGGAGGGAGAUGAUGAUGUCAUUGAGGACCCUUAUCCCAGCAGCUCCAUAGACCUCAAGUGUAAAGAGAGAGUGACCGACAGCGAUAGUGAGAAUGGCUCUGGUGACGAAAGUGAUCACAAGAGAGUUUUUGCUCCAGUUAUCUGCUCCACCGCAUCAUCUUCCUCUCACCCCACUCCUCACAGUCGAAGUGUCUCUCUCACCUCCUACCCCACCAACAAGCGUUACGAUGAUGGGAGAUCAGGAGGGGGAGGGUUUUCAGACCGAAGGAGAAAGGGAGGAGGAGAGGGGGAGGGUAAAGACGCAUUUGGGGGAGAGGGAGGAGGAGUGCCAGCUCACUCUCUCUCACUCUCGUCUAGCCAGUCGGUCAUCUCCAGUUCUCCAGCUGGAGGGCCUGCCUCCUCUGCAGUGGGUCCUUUGGGUCUGAACCCACUCCUGGGUAUGGGGGCUGUCAGGGUCGCUUCCACAAUGGUAACCAAUGUGGUGCGUCCUGUUAUCAGCACUCCAGUCCCAAUCGCCAGCAAACCCCGCGAUGGAGGCACGUCGUCCAGCCCACAUCCACCAGACAGGAAGUCCUUGACCCCACAGCAGCAGCCACAACUUCUGAUUGGCUCAGGACCUGGAAGCGGGCCAACAGCCACAGGGGGUGGGUACUAUUCCUCCUCAUCACCUAAUCCUGUAGGCGCUGGGGUGGGCCCAGGUGGAGUAGUGACCAAUUUGGUGUUAGGAGGGGCAUUCCCUGCCCAGCCCGCUGUACAGCUCAUCACCCCCUCUCCUCAGCCUCAGUCCUCCCAGCAGCAGGCCCCUCCUACCACCCCUGUGUCAGUCCCACACAGCCAAACCAACGGGCCAUUGCCUGUACCCCUGCUUCAGCCCCAGUUCCUUCCUGCCCCCUCCCUGGCACCCCCUGGGGGGAAGGCCAUCACACAGGUACAAUACAUCCUGCCCACCCUACCUGCCAGCACCAACCCCAAGAGCCCCCCUCAGCAGCUCAGCCAGCCAACCAGUAUCUUCAACCUGCCCACAGCUCCACCCACACAUGUUUCCUUGGCCAAUGGAAAACAGCAAGCUUCAAGUUCCCUGACAGGGUAUACCUCCAGUCCAGCGGUGGGUGUGGUCAGCCCAGGGGGCAGAGUGCAAACACAGUCUCCGGUGCUCCAGGGUAAAAUGCUGGUUCCCAUGGCAACAGUGCGGACUGCGCCAGCCCCUGCCCAGCAGUUUCCCAUCGUGGCUCCCCCUCUUCCUGUACAAAACGGUGCACAGGCAGGAAGCAAGAUCAUACAGAUAGCUCCCAUGCCUGUUGUCCAGUCCCAGCUUCCUCAGGGUGGAGCAGUGCACCCUGCCAGCCCCUUCCCAGUAACAGUGGGAACAGCUGCUGUUGUGGCUCCAGGGUCAGCCCCCUCCCAGGCUGUUCUACUGCCACCAGCACCUGCCAGGAUCACCUAUGUCCAGUCCACUCCAGGGGUCCCAUCCACUGUGCCUCUGGUCUCCACGACAACAGGCUCUUCCCCCACCCAGCAAGCUCUGCCAGUGCCAGGAUCUGCAUAUGUUCAAUCGCCCCUAGCAACACUAGGCUUUACAGCCAUCGCGCCCCCUGGACAGACUCUGGUACAGCCGCUGAUUACAGGUCAGCCACCUUUACUCGCCACUGCCCAGUCCCCACAGCCCUCGACCCCAGCCCCUGCCUCCUGCACUGGGGGCCAGAUAGUCACCGCCAUCUACCCUCCUUCUCCCAGUGUCACCAUGGCAACAGGGGUGGUCUCCAUGACAGCAGUGCCCCCCAGUGUUGUCUACUCUGUCUCCAGCCCUUCCAGUGUUUCCCCCCACAGUCUGCCCAAACACACAGCAGCCUCCAGUAGUAUUGCACACACACAUCCACAGCCUCACCUGGACAGACAGGCAGACAGGCACUUGUCUCAGGACAGGCCUGCAGAUCGACAGGCUGACCGGCAGACUGACAGGCAGACAGAGCUUCUGACACCUCAGGAUAGACAUUUGGAGAGGCAGACUCAGGUGUCCAGCACUAGCAGCUCAGUGGCACCUCCCAGUGGCUCAGCUGUUUCAAUACGGCCCUGUAGUCCCCCUCUACCAAUCCACACAUCUGGCAGUGCACCAGGCACCCCCAAACUCCCGCAGCUUCCCGUCAGGACCCCCCAGAAAGUGAAGGCAACAGUGGCUAACAUUCCUGUGGGAAGCUAUGAAGGAGGAGGUCGAGGAAAGGAGAGGGACAGAGAGAGAGAGAGGGAGAGGGACAGGGAGAGGGAGCGAGAGAGGGAAAAGGAAAGGGAGAGAGAAUCUGCACCCAACAGUCGUUUCUCCUUUGAGCCUGAUCCGGCAGGGCAGAUAGGGUCUCCCUCUACACAUCUUGCUGAGGAGCCGCCCUCCUGCGACAGGCCCCCAGAGGGUUCUAGCACAGCAGAGUCAUCUGACACACGCAGCAGGGACAUUACCACCAAAGAGGGUGGAUGGAAGGAGACCCUUCCCUCCUCUCCUCUGCCCCCUCUGUCAGCUACUGAACCCACUCUACCGCCACCCCAGACUGAUAAAGAUGGUCCUCCGCCCAAAAAGGUCAAGGCCCGCCCACCACCACUGAAGAAGACCUUCGACUCUGUGGACAAGUUUGGCAGGGUGCUGUCAGAGGUGUAUUUUGAGGAGCGCUUUGCAGAGCUGCCAGAGUUCCGGCCUGAGGAGGUUCUGCCUUCGCCCACCCUACAGAGCUUGGCCACCUCUCCCCGUGCUAUCUUGGGCAGCUACCGUCGCAAGAGGAAGAACUCUACAGACUUGGACUCAUCAACAGAGGACCCAGUCUCUCCUAAGAGGAAAAGCAGGCGGCGCUCCAGCUGCAGCUCUGAGCCCAACACACCUAAGAGUGCUGCCAAGUGUGAGGGAGACAUCUUCACCUUCGACAGAGCAGGCACAGAUGGAGAAGACAUCCUGGGUGAACUGGAGUUUGAUAAGGUGCCGUACUCGUCCCUACGACGAACUCUAGACCAGAGGAGAGCGCUGGUCAUGCAGCUGUUCCAGGAGAACGGCUUCUUCCCAUCAGCCCAGGCCACUGCAGCCUUCCAGACACGAUACUCGGACAUCUUUCCCACCAAGGUGUGUUUGCAGCUGAAGAUCAGGGAGGUCCGACAGAAGAUCAUGCAGACAGCUGCCCCGUCUGAGGCCUUGGGUGUGGGGUGCUCUGACUCCACCUCUUCCCUCCCCGGACCGUCCAGCUCCCAGUCAGGAGAAGGAUCUGGGAGAGGAGGCGGGGAGACACAAGGCGACGAGGUAGAGCGGGAGGCAGAACCGAGCCCAGAGGAGCCUCGUGAUUCACAGGACUCUUCUAGAUGAGGGAUGCUCAUGAAUUAGAUUGACCAAUCAGUGACUGUUGUGACACAUCUCUGCCCCCUCCCCUCUGCCUCAGAAUUAAAGAGGCCACACUCUUUACAUCUCCUCUGGUCUAAUCCUGAUUUGAGUCCAUCUUGAACGGCCAACUUUAGAGAGUGAGUGACAAAGAGGGAGUAUGGAUGCAGUGUUGGGGCAUUGUUGUCUUUAAAAUGUGUAAUUCCCUUGUACCAAAAAAAGACAUGAGAAACACCGGUGGCACAAGAAAUACCACAUCACACCUCCACAACACACACACCUUGCAGAAUCCAGUUCCCACACUUGAAUUAGCACUCUGUUUGUAUGAACAACCUUGGAUAAAGCUUCCAUUUAUGCCAGUGAACGAUGGACCAUUGUAUUCACCUGCACUCAUUUGUUGUGAAGAAAGGGUUCGCAUUUUAGAUGGAGAGACUUGAAAAACCCAUUCUGACAGUGGAAAAGUCAGUAAUUGUCAAACUCUCACAUGAACUUUUUAUGGGGUUUUUUUGUUGUUGUUGUUGUUUUUUUUUAACUAACGGUUAUAGAAAUAAAAGCAGUUAGUUGCUGCUUGAGAAACAACCCUUAUGUACACUUAUCUGGCAUUUGCUUUUUUUUUGUUUGUUUGUUUGUUUUGUUGUUGUUUUCUGCUGGACUUUAGGGGGCUGGGCCCUCACCAGCUGGAAACUAUUUGAUUGGAUGGAGAACCCAUUGCUAUGGAGUUGGAUCAGAAAGAUCCUUUUACUGGUUCCGUUUUCCCUCUUUAUUGCUCAAAUGUAGACUCUCGGUGGAGGUCUCUGUGGACUGACUGAAUGAUUGACUGAAACUUAAGUGGACUUUUGGCAGUGCCAUCAUUCCUGCAAAUAUCUUUCUGGCCAAAUCCUCUCUUCCCAUGAUUGACCAUAGCAGAUGCCAGUAGGUAGGAACCAAGCAUUCCUGUGCCUCUCAUUCGCUAGCCAUGAAGGAAGGAGGUGAGCCAGAGUCAGUGGGCACAUCCUGGCUCUUUGUUGGACUGAAUUGUAUUAGUUUCCUCAACCAUGUUAGUUUUUUGCAUUUUUUUUUCUGUGUCUGGGGGGGGAGUUACUUGAGUCAUGUAAGCAAAGGAGGUCAGGCUGACUUGGCCUUAAUCCUCUAUUGUCAAGCAGUUUUAUUAACCUUUUUUUAAAAGAACAGUUUGAUUUUUAUUCAACAUUUUCAUUAUUCAGUUCAUUGAUAUUGUACUAUUCUUAUUACUAUUAUUCCUCAUAUUAUUGUAGUGAACCCUGGUCCUCCUAUUCCUUAAUGCUGGCAAUGUUCCUUUUACUUCUGCCAAUUGCUUAUUUCUCACGCUAGUUUCUUCUUUUUUUCACAAUUUUGGAGGCAGGGUCAGGGCGUGUGAGAUGUCACUCCACACCUGUACAAAUCCUCCAUUGUAGUCUUCCCUUUGAUUGCCCUCACCUCAGCAAGGACCUGCGGUGCACUUUUUUUAAUUAUUCAUUUUAAAGAGGAAAGCAAAACAUGGACCUUUAUAUUCUUUCAAGAGUAAUAAGCAGUAUGUUUUUAGACAGCCCUGUAUCCCUCUCUCACUCCCCCACUACUAAGUUUGAUUCUAUAGCCUCAACACUUGUAUUUCUCCUUCCUCCACCUCUUUUCCUUCCCUCCUUCCUCCCUUUGUCACUUUAUUGCUCUCUCCAGAAUUCCUUUUUGGAUGGGUGGAGAGAAAACUAGGGGGAAGUGAGGGGAGGGUAAUUAAUCAAAGAGAGUUGGUAGGAUAUAUUGGUUGUGUCUUUGUGCAAGACUUGGUUGUGUUGUACAUAAUUACUGUAGAGUCAGUAGACUCGUUAUAUUAUUGAUAAGGAAAAAUCUGUCAUUGAACUUAAGUUGACUUUUAAAGACGCCCAUUACCGAAGGUAAACAAAUGAAAUGGAAAAACAGUAAUAAAUAUGACUAUUAAUGUUUUUGUGUUAUACUCCUUGUUUUGCUGUUGCAGUAUGCAAGAGAGGAAUUUAUAUGAAUAAUUUAAGUUUGUAUCUGUAUCUUUAAGUAUACAAAUAAAAAUAGGUGUUCAGUUUAAAA
Myripristis murdjan (pinecone soldierfish) is the source of this 10666-nucleotide messenger RNA. It is a transcript of the gene cicb, whose product is annotated as capicua transcriptional repressor b. NCBI's taxonomy places the organism in Eukaryota, Metazoa, Chordata, Actinopteri, Holocentriformes, Holocentridae. The coding region runs from base 296 to 8602 and encodes 2768 amino acids. The transcript has 21 exons. Gene Ontology annotation, molecular function: RNA polymerase II transcription regulatory region sequence-specific DNA binding; DNA-binding transcription factor activity, RNA polymerase II-specific. Gene Ontology annotation, cellular component: nucleus. The record is from RefSeq and is a predicted model, not a curated record. Gene Ontology annotation, biological process: regulation of transcription by RNA polymerase II.